Molecule: messenger RNA, 1981 nt
Organism: Lathyrus oleraceus (garden pea)
Lineage: Eukaryota; Viridiplantae; Streptophyta; Magnoliopsida; Fabales; Fabaceae
Product: auxin response factor 17
Exons: 2
Coding region: 73-1845 (590 amino acids)
Biological process (GO): regulation of DNA-templated transcription; response to hormone
Cellular component (GO): nucleus
Molecular function (GO): DNA binding
Source: RefSeq, a predicted model, not a curated record
CAACAACCUAUAAGAUAGAAAAAAAAGAUAACUCAAGAUUUAACAACCCUAUUCCUCUAUUUAUAUGGACCUAUGAAAAAACCAAAAAGCAUAUACUUCUUACCACUCACUCAACUCUUUCUUUCUGCCAUGGUUCAACAGCAACUCGACCGUGUAGAUCCAAAAAUAUGGCAGGAAUGUGCCGGAGACUCCGUCCCUCUUCUGAAGCUGAAUUCCAAACUCUAUUAUUUCCCUCGAGGUCAUCUGGAACAUGCUUGCCCUAACUACCCUGCCACUCAAGCACUCUCGCUCAUUGAUCGUUGCCGUCCGUUCACUCUAUGCGUUAUUUCCGAUGUUGAUCUCUAUGCAGAUUCUGAAACUGACGAACUUGUUGCAAAGCUACUAUUGACUCCCGUAACUGACGGUAGUGUUGUCCCUUCCGAGGCCGGCGGUGAAGUUGACGGUGAUCAGAUUCUUUCCUGUGCGAAGACUUUAACCCAAUCUGAUGCUAAUAAUGGCGGUGCAUUAUCCGUACCUAUCAAAUGCGCUACAAAAAUCUUCCCACCACUUGACUACAACACCGAAUCUCCGUCUCAAGAUGUGUCGGUCACCGACUUUCAUGGCGUAGUCUGGAACUUUCGUCACGUGUUCAGUGGGACACCCAAGCGACACCUAAUCACCCAUGGCUGGAGUACCUUUGCUGACCAUAAGAAACUAGUCAGCGGUGAUAUUGUUGUUUUUGUUAAAAACUUAGCCGGAAAAAUCACCCUUGGACUUCGCCGGAAAAACAGGUUUGCUGCCGCUGCUAACAUAACGGAAAAGGUGGUUAUGGUUACCAAGGCAGCAGAAUUGGCAGACAAGAACACAAUGUUUGAAGUAAUGUACUAUCCGACAUCCGGUGGUUUUGAUUUUGUGAUGGGAACUAAGGUUGUGGAGGAUGCAUUGAAGAUCGAUUGGAGUCCUGGAAUGAGUGUUAAAUACACUGUGAAGACCAAUGGCGAUACUUCAAAGGGAUGCUCGGUUUUUCAUGGGACAAUAUCUACUCUCUCCCCUCCUUCUUUUCGUCCAUGGCGCAUGCUUCAGGUUGAUUGGAAUGAGUCUCCAGUUUUGAAUGAUCUUGCGAAAGUAAGUCCAUGGCAGGUUGAACUUAUUAUCAAUAUACCUACCAGGCAUUUACCAUCAAAAAAGAUUAGAGCCCCUCAGAAUUCUGCCCUAUUAAGUGAUAUAGAGGGAGAUAACUCUGUUCCAAUGAGAGAUUCCAACAACUCAUCAACAAGUCUCUUGAACCAAACAGUUUUAAAUUGUGAAACUUUGCAUGAUGACAUGCAGGGAGUCAAGCACAAAUUGUCCAAAUCAACUUAUUUCAACUUUUUUAAAGAUGAUCCAAUGGAAGAGUUGGAUAAUGUGUCAACCGAACAAAACAUUAGCAGUUCUAUAUCGGAUGAUAGUCAUUUACAAGCUUCUUCAUCAAAAAAGACUAGAGCUCCUCAGAAUUCCGCCUUAUUAAAAGAUGAUACUUUUACUGAUGGCAUGCAGGGAGCCAGAUGCAGUCUUUUGGACAAACCAGCUUAUUUCGACUUUUUAAAAGUUGAUUCAAUGAAAGAGUUGGAUAAUGUGCCAACCGAGCAAAACAUUAAUAGGCAUGUAUCAUUACAUGAUUUGUCAUCUAAUAGAAGUGAUUCCAACUCCCUUGACACAAAGAUGGGCAGCACUAAGAACAAAGAAGCUACUUCUAGUUCAAUUAUAUUAUUUGGUCAGACCGUUGCGGUAAAAAAAAAUCAUUUGCAUGAUUUCAAUUUGAAUAGAGAGGAAAACGGCAAGAGCAUCAAUGAAAAUGAAGACAGUGAAAAACCUGCACCAAAGUAAUUCAAUAGACUUUAUUAGGAAAGUAGUUAGAUAUAGAAAGCAAUUUAGUAUGUGAUGUUUAAAAAUAUGAAACUUAAUUGUUAUACUCAAAGUGAAUGUAUUCAUUUUUUUGCAAAUUUUAUUACUGAAUAAUUUA